Aquila chrysaetos chrysaetos is the source of this 5368-nucleotide messenger RNA. It is a transcript of the gene PRKAR2A, whose product is annotated as protein kinase cAMP-dependent type II regulatory subunit alpha. Lineage: Eukaryota; Metazoa; Chordata; Aves; Accipitriformes; Accipitridae. The record is from RefSeq and is a predicted model, not a curated record. Gene Ontology annotation, molecular function: cAMP-dependent protein kinase regulator activity. Gene Ontology annotation, biological process: regulation of protein phosphorylation. The transcript is spliced from 11 exons. Gene Ontology annotation, cellular component: cAMP-dependent protein kinase complex. The coding region runs from base 161 to 1363 and encodes 400 amino acids.
CCCGCCCCCCCUCCCCUCCGGCGCGGCUCGUGUGACCGGAGCGGCGGGAGUCAGUCAGCGCCCGCGGAGGGAGGCCCCGAGCCCGCCACCGCCACAGCCGGCUGCGGAGGGAGGGUGAGGGGGGGGGGAGGCGGCGGCCUCCUCCUCGGUCGCCGGCACCAUGAGCAUCGAGAUCCCGCCGGGCCUCACCGAGCUGCUGCAGGGCUACACGGUGGAGGUGCUGCGGCACCGGCCGUCCGACCUGCUGGGCUUCGCCGCCGACUACUUCGCCCGCCUGCGGGAUGCCCGCGACCAGGAGGCGGCCGGCGGCGGCCGCAGGGUGGUCAGCUUCGACGGGGAGCCCAUGCAGACCGAGUCCAACGGCGAAGAGGAGCCCGACCGCGGCGACGAGGACUCCGACUCCGACUUCGAGCCUCCAGUUGUUAACCGAUACAACAGGAGAGUAUCAGUUUGUGCUGAAGCUUUCAAUCCAGAUGAAGAGGAAGAAGAUACAGAACAAAGGGUAGUUCAUCCAAAAACUGAUGAACAGCGAUGCAGACUGCAGGAAGCAUGUAAAGAUAUCCUACUCUUCAAAAACCUAGAUCAGGAGCAGCUGUCUCAGGUCCUUGAUGCCAUGUUUGAGAGGAAGGUGAAACCUCAGGAACAUGUGAUUGACCAAGGUGAUGAUGGAGACAACUUCUAUGUCAUUGAGCGGGGACUGUAUGAUAUUAUUGUAGCAAAAGACAACCAGUCACGCUGUGUGGGCCGCUAUGAUAAUCAUGGCAGUUUUGGGGAACUGGCAUUGAUGUACAACACUCCUAGAGCUGCCACCAUUGUUGCCACAACAGAAGGAGCCCUUUGGGGACUGGAUCGAGUGACAUUCAGAAGAAUUAUAUUGAAAAACAAUGCAAAGAAGAGGAAGACAUAUGAAUUAUUUAUUGAGUCUGUGCCCCUUCUUAAAUCCUUGGAGGCAUCAGAGCGAAUGAAGAUAGUGGAUGUUAUAGGGGAGAAAGUGUAUCAAAAUGGGGAACGUAUCAUUUCUCAGGGUGAUAAAGCAGAUUGUUUUUACAUUGUAGAAUCUGGUGAAGUAAAAAUCUUGAUUAAAAGCAAGACUAUGACGAGUAAAGAAGCUAACCAAGAAGUGGAGAUUGCCCGGUGUCACAGAGGGCAGUAUUUUGGAGAGCUUGCACUUGUUACCAACAAACCCAGAGCAGCCUCUGCCUAUGCUGUUGGGGAGGUCAAAUGUUUAGUCAUGGAUGUGCAAGCAUUUGAGAGGUUGCUUGGACCCUGCAUGGACAUUAUGAAGAGGAAUAUAACACAUUAUGAGGAGCAGCUGGUGGCAAUGUUUGGCUCUAGCAUGGACCUGUUGGAUCCAGGGAAUUAGGUACAGGGUACCUCAAUGCCUUCUUAGUUCAAGACACAGAAAAGCCUCCUAUCAGCAACACAACUCACAAGGAAAAUGGACACUAUGGAACAGUUACUGCUGCUGUCUUCUUGGGCAUUUUAGAAACCAUAAACAAGUCUCAGCACAGAGGGAUUGCUCACUCCCUGCCUCCACUUUGCUGCUGAUACUUCAUUAUUAGACCUAAAUUAAAGAUGAUUCUAACCCUAUGUUCACUUACUUGGUUCAGAAUGGCAUCCGUCCAACAGUUCAAGUGCCUGAUAUAAAACCCAAAGUGUGCAAGAUGUAGAAGCCUCCUUCCUUCUGGUGUUACUGUUGGGAUAAAUUUUCAGAUCAGAUUCUGUAAUGGGAGGCUGCCUGUUCUGCAGAGGCAACCUGUGGAAUAUGAGCUUUUUAUACAGGCUUAUUACUUUCAUCUGAAGCUUUCCUUACACAAUGUCAAAUUUGCUUUUAAUUGUAGCAUCUGGGUUUGAAGUUAAAAUAUCAAUGGAGCCAAUUAAUAAGGUGGCACUGAAGUUUUCUUCCACCUGCUGAAAGCUCUUUAAACCAAGUAAACCGAGCUGGGGACAUGGGAGAGUCUGCUUAGCAACAAAAUGCAGAAAAUGAAGCAUUACUGUAUUUUAAGUGUUUUCUGAGCAGCAAAGAAAAUUGUUUCACUCUAUGCUGCCCAAAAAAGUGCAGUGGUUCAGACCAAAUGGCCUGAAGGUGUCAUAAUUGUCAUCUCCCCAAAUUUGCUCCUUGUUCCUGACACUGAGUACAUUUUAUUGUGGUGAGAUCACAAUAUAUGACCUUCUCUUGCUUACAGAGAUCCUUUAUACUGCUAGAUUUCCCAGGGCGCUGUUGUUGACUGGGUCAGUUUUAAAGCUUUUUAAGGAGGUGAAUGUUUUGUAAUUUAAAUGAAGACUACUUCUGUACUUGUUUACAGGAGCUCCCCCCCCAGUCCUAACAUUUCACAGUAUUCUAACUUCAUUAGACACUUGGAUGCUUCCAAAUACUAUGUUGAUUUGCUAAACUUUUCAAAAGUUGGCAACAUUUGACUUUGUAAAGCAAAUGUCUUUGCUAACUACGCAGUUGGUGUGUUUGAGGAGUCUGGUUUAAGUGAUAACUAAGCUAAUUAUGUUUAUCUAAAAUACCUGUUAAAUUUGCAGCAUUUAUUAGGUAGAUUCUAUUUCUAUAGCUUUAAUGACCUUAAUUGGCAUACUGCUGAGAUUUUAUCGGACUAUUAUCUAAAUAAGAAUCAGACCAUAAGAAGGACAUUUUUAUGGUGUACGAACAGAAUAUUUAUAUUAAGACAUUGAAUUUGUAGGUAAUAAAUCUAGUGACCCUUUGAAUUUGCAUUCUUCUGCAGCUCAUACAAAACUUACUGGUGUUUUAUGGGGUUAUAAAAUUUUAAUUGUGGAUGUUAGUAUAACAGAACCUGCUCUUUUUAUUCAUGGCCACAUGAGCAAGAAUAGAAGGAUACUAAUGUUGAAUUCCUGCUUCUAGUUACCACAGUGGACAUUUCUCUAAGGCAUGAGAUGCUUAGCUGCAACUCUUAAGUUGAUUUCUGGACAAUUUUUUUCUGUAAAUGGAUGAGCUCCUCCCAGUUCCUGCAAUAUGAGUAAGAUGCAAACUUGGUAAGUUUGAAUGGCUGUUGUCCAGUUACUGUAAUUGGAGUCAUAUUUUUAUAUAAUGCAAAUGAUUUGUAAUGGACACCACUGAACUAGGUGUUUCCAUAUUAUUAAAGUCCUGGUUGUGAUGUCUAGUGGCUGUUCUAACUGCAUGUGUUUUAGAACAGUGAAUUUCCCUUGCUUUACUGGGCUGGUUUUUUGUUGUAAAUUAUAGCCAAAGAAGCAGCAGGUGCUUCUCAUUCAUGCUUCCAAGGUUUAACACCAAAGACAAAAUAAUUCUUUUGAUUACAGAAUUAAAAACCAAACCAAACAAAAAAACCCCAACAAACAAAAACCAAGAAAAGAUGAAACCUCCCUUACUCAUCAGGUCCCUGCAUUGAUAACAGAUAAAACUUUAAGAUACUUUGGGCUCCAAGACAAGAGUCUUUCUGAAGCCAGCUCGUGACUGUCCUGUGAACCAGAGAUAAACUGGUCUCCAAACCAGUAUGAGUUUCUGUGCUGCCUAAACUGUCAUGUGAACUACAGAGAAACUUGCUGUGAGUAAUCAUCAGCUGGCCUUUGUUGCUCCCAGGCAGAAUAUCCUUUCCUUUAUCCAGAGGAGUCUGGCAGGUUGGGUUGCCUUACAGAUGGAUUCUGGUUCUUACAGCCUUUGGUUCUCUGCAGGACAGGAUUGUAUACCUCAGCAUAUGCAAACAUUGGCAAUUGUUCUGAAGCUUAACCAAAAAACCAGGCAAGUCUACUGUUAGAUUCUUAAGGGAAUUCUGCCUGGAAGGGAGGAUUUGAUGGCUUCUGGAAGUCAAAGGAAAGGUUGAGAACAUAAAAUCAAAAGAUUGGGAUCCCAUGCGAGCAAGAACAAGCUUUUGAAGUUUUACCUUACUCUAGACUCCCUGAAGCAAAUGCAUACUAGGCAAUGCCGUCCUGCAUCUGUGUGACAUCAUUCUGUGGUGUAGAGAAGCAACCUGACCUUGAGCUGAAAGAGAAUGAGCCUGUAGGAAGGCUCAUCCAUUUAAAAGCUACAAUUUGCCAUGUGCCUCAUCUAGUUUGGUCUGGUUUAACCAGCCUAUUCUGUACUAUUUUGGAGCAUGAAGAUAGUGGAGAAGCUUGUAGUAAGAUACUCAACAUUGCCAGGUAUCUGGUUAGAGCACCAGCGAUGAGCAAAGUCAGAAAGCGUGUGAGUAGCGAUAGCGAGACCAGGGAGUGAAGCGAGGUGCCUGUUUGUAAAGAUCUGCCCGUGUCACUGUAUCUCAGCUCAUUCCUUUUCACUAUGACUGUUCAUUGCAAUUGUUGUGGAGAACAAGCCCAGGUUUUUUGUUGUUACUGCUCGGUGUUCAGUAAAUCUGCUGUGGAGUCUCUGAAAUUGGCAGUAGAGAGAGAUCUAGUUUUUAAUAAAAGAACUCAGCAGCAAAGUGGGCAAAGAGGAUAGUGUCUUUGAGACUUAGAGGGGAAAAAAGUUUCUUGUUUGUGAUUCCCUGCUUGUGAUUGUUGUGAAGUCAGUGAGAGGAGCUUUCAGUGGUCAAAUAUCCUGGCAUGUGGUAUUUCUGUUUAAUGUCACAGCACAGGUUUCACAAUGUAAAAGAACAAAAAAGGGCAAAAGUGCUCUCUUUUUUUAGAAACAAAAGUGCAAAACUUAAAACUUUAAAAACAAAGUGCAAUUUUGCACAGAAGGCAAAAAACCGAAACCCCUUUGAAUGUCACUUCCAUUCUUUCUUUUCUGUUGGCUGAAAGCGGACUCUUGUUCUUGACAUGUAUUUGUAAACUAGUCUUGCCAAAAUACAAACGCUUUGUUUUUUUUUUUUAACUCCAGAUAAUUUUUGUUGUUAUUGCUGAUUAUUUUCACUUUUUUCAAGCUGUGUAUUUUAUUUCAAGAGGCCUUCCUUGUGGAUUUCCUCCUGAUGGUCUGCAGCACUACACUGCUAUUUCAAGAUGCAAGAGAAAGUCACUAACCUCAUAGGAGAACACUCAACUCUGCUUAGCUGGCUGGAGCUAAUAAUGCGCUACUAAUUUUCCUCUGCUCUGUGGGGCAUGAGGGGAAUUUAAAUUCUGCAUAAAGUUGCUACCUCAAGGCUCCAAGUGCUUUUAAAGGUCUUUCACUUGGGAGAAUUUAAUAACACAGUUCUUAAAAUUGGUCUGUUCUUUUGAGUUAAAUGUGUUUUUUAAUUGAUUCAUUGAGGGACCCUUAUUUUAAUUCAUUUUAUAUUUAGUACUUGAUUCUCAAAGGAUGAACAGCUGUGAAGUUUGGUUCUUGCACUAUAGUGUUGAACAUGAAAGAAAAAUAUCUGCCAUCUAAAUAUAUGGUUUUAACAAGUUAAACCACUCUGGGGUUCAGCUUCACUUUUGGUUAAUAAAAAACUGACAUGUUGUGUCCAGCCUUCCUGUA